AUGAGGGGAAACGUGGAUGCUUCCACUGCGGCAGAGGAGCUGGCGUCACAUGUUCCUGGCAAGCGCAGGACGGCGGGCAAGGAGGCGGACGCAUGCAAUAAGGAGGACCUCGACCCAGCCUCCACCUCAACGCCGCUCGGCCACCACCAUCGCCACGGCCCCAAGCCCCCCUCGUCCGCCAAGGGCCACACCCACCACUGCCGGUCCUACAGCGCCCAGUGCCACAUCGCCGGCGACGACGCCUUCCUGUUGCCCACGCCGGCCGCUACGCGCCGCGGGCCCGGGAGCGUCCCACCCGCAACUCCGCUCGCGAGCCGCUUCAGCGUGGACACAGACGCAGUCGCGCCGGCCUCUGCCGCAGCAGGCGCCAGCGCCGGCGCGUCCACGCCGCCGGUGCCCACGCCUGCGCAGGCGACGCCCUCGGUGGCCGCCCCCGCCACGGCGCCGCCGGCGGUCGGCGUCACGCCCACGACGGCGCCGCCUCCCGCCCCGCGCACUGCCAGCCGGUGGCAGGCCGCCGACAGCGGUGAGCGCAGCGGCGGCGGCAGCCCCGUGGCCUCCGAUGCCUCCGGCACUGCGGCGGCCCGUGCGGCGGUGCGCGCUGCCAUGAGCCUCAGCGGCCGCAGCGCCUCCCCGCUCCGCACCCCGUCCGAGGGCACCGCCAGUGAGCGCAGCGCGACCGCAGCCGCGCUGCUGCUGCUGCCCGCAAAGCUGCGGUCCAAGGCGCAGCGCGGCGGCAGCGCGCCGCCCCAGCAGCCGCCGCCGGCGGCCGCUGCGCCUGCAGCCGAGGGCGCCGAGGCAGGGGUUACGCACGGCCGCGGCGGCGUCGAACCAACGGCUGUGGAGGGCGCGGAGGUGGGAAUGGGGCGGGCCGAGUCGUUUGACUUGAUGCUGCUCGCUGCUGCGGCGGCAGAGGGGACACCUCCGGCCAAGCAGCAGCACCAGCGGCCCGCGCAGCCAUCCGCGCUGCCCGAGGCCGCGGCCGGCGUCGCGCCUCUGCGCUCCGGCCAGCAGCAGCGUGUGCGGGGCGCGGAGAGGCAGUGUGGGCUUGGAGCGGCCGCAGGCGCGCCAGCGGCGCCGACGGUGCGCCUGGGGCCUUUGACGUGCCUGCAUGUGCACGUGACAAACGGUAAGCAGCAGCAGCAGCAGCAGCAGCAGCAGCAUCAGGCGCACCAGCAGCAGCCGGCGGCGCUGCGGCAGGACGUCCCUGCUCCAGCUGCGGGGCAUGCGACGCCCGCGCAGCGGCGCAUGCACCCUGGCCAGCAGCUGCACCAGCUGCAGCACCAGCAGCAGCUGCAGCAGCAGAUACUCCGGGGCCCCCCCAGCUCAGGCGGCCGCGGUGCGGUCGCAGGCAACGCCCUGCCCUCACCCGUGCUGGCCCGCGCGCACGUGCACGCGGGCCCGCGGCGGCGGUCGGUCGACAGCAGCAGCGGGCCGCCGUCGCCGGCGGACGCGCCGGCGCCGGCCCUCGAGCCGGCGCCCCGGCCGCGGCAGGCGCAGCGGCGCGGGUGGGAGGCUGAGGGGCGGGAGCCCUCUCAGGAGGCGCAGCGGCAUUGGCGCAAGGCUGGCAGCGUGGGCAGCGGCGCGCCGGGCUGCGUCCCCUAUGACCCCCAGCUGGUCCCGAGCCUUUUCAAGGCGCCGCUGCCUAAGGCACCGGUGGUGGCGGCACAGCAGCAGCAGCCGCCGCAGCAGCCGCCGCCGCCGCCGCCGCCGCCGCAGCAGCAGCAGCACCAGCAGGCAGUUGAAACGCCUCUCGCACGUGCUGCGGCCAGCGCAAUCGCCACUGCUGCCGCCAGCGUUGCUGCGUCCGCGCCGCCGCCGCCGCCGCCGCUGCCCAUCGCGGGGCUGUCCGCGCCGCCGGCGGCGUCGGCGGAGCAGUGCUGGCGGCUGGCGCUGUCGCAGCCUUGGAUUAUUGGCAUGGAGGUGCAGAGGGCCAACGCGGUGCUGCAGUCGGCCCGCGAGGCCGCAGUGGCGGCGGCGGCCACGCAGCAGCGGCUGCCGCAGCAGGCUGCGGGCGUCGGCGCCGCGGCGGGCGGGGCGAAGCGCUCGGCGGCGGCGGCGGGGCUUGGGGGCUUCGCAAGGGGGGGCAGGAAGGCCGUGAGGUGGGCCUGA
Messenger RNA from Monoraphidium neglectum, 2112 nucleotides. RefSeq lists its product as hypothetical. The transcript is spliced from 4 exons. NCBI's taxonomy places the organism in Eukaryota, Viridiplantae, Chlorophyta, Chlorophyceae, Sphaeropleales, Selenastraceae. Bases 1 to 2112 code for a protein of 703 amino acids. The record is from RefSeq and is a predicted model, not a curated record.